AUGAGAAUCUUCCGCAAAACCCUAGUUUCAUUUCCUCUCUUCAUCUUCUUAUUCCUCUAUGAAUCUUCCACGGCUCAAGAUACAAUCAGAAGAGGCGGGUUUCUUAGAGACGGCUCUACUCACAAACCUUUAGUCUCUCCACAAAAAACAUUCGAGCUCGGUUUCUUCAGUCCCGGAUCCUCCCCUGGCCGUUAUCUUGGAAUCUGGUACGGAAACAUCGAAGACAAAGCUGUCGUUUGGGUAGCAAACAGAGAAAACCCUAUUUCCGACCGAUCUGGAGUUCUUACAAUAAGCAACGACGGCAACCUCGUGUUACUAAACGGACAAAACAUAACUGUCUGGUCUUCAAACAUCACAUCGACCAACAACGACAACAACAGAGUCGGAUCUAUACUUGAUACAGGGAACUUCGAGUUGAUAGAAGUUAGCUCAGAGAGAGUCAUCUGGGAGAGUUUCAACCACCCAACGGAUACGUUCUUGCCUCACAUGAGAGUUCGUGUGAACCCCCAAACCGGAGAUAACCUCGCUUUCGUGUCGUGGAGAUCAGAGAACGACCCUUCUCCUGGUAACUUCUCGCUGGGGGUUGAUCCUUCAGGAGCACCAGAGAUCGUCCUCUGGGGACGCAACAACACGAGAAGAUGGAGAAGCGGGCAAUGGAACUCAGCUAUCUUCACGGGGAUACCUAACAUGGCUCUGUUAACGAACUAUCUUUACGGGUUUAAGCUCUCUUCUCCACCGGAUGAAACAGGUAGCGUGUACUUCACGUAUGUUCCUUCGGACCCAUCGGUUCUGCUUAGGUUUAAGGUUCUUCACAACGGGACCGAAGAGGAACUGAGAUGGAACGAGACUUCAAAGAGAUGGACUAAGUUUCAGGCUGCUCCAGAGAGUGAGUGUGAUAAGUACAACCGUUGUGGGAGUUUCGGUAUAUGUGACAUGAGAGGAGAUAAUGGAAUCUGUAGCUGUGUUAAGGGUUAUGAGCCAGUUUCUCUAGGGAACUGGAGUAGAGGUUGUAGGAGGAGAACACCGUUGAGGUGUGAGAGGAACGUUAGUAAUGUUGGAGAGGAUGAGUUCUUGACUUUGAAAUCUGUGAAGCUGCCUGAUUUUGAAACUCCUGAGCAUAGCCUUGCUGAUCCUGAGGAUUGUAAAGAUAGGUGUCUGAAGAACUGUUCUUGCACUGCUUUUACUUUUGUUAAUGGUAUUGGAUGCAUGAUUUGGAACCAAGAUUUAGUUGACUUGCAGCAGUUUGAAGCUGGUGGGUCUUCCCUUCAUGUCCGUCUUGCUGAUUCUGAGAUAGGAGAGAGCAAAAAGACCAAGAUUGUAGUGAUUGUGGCGGUUCUUGUUGGUGUGCUUUUGUUAGGAAUCUUUGCUCUGCUUCUAUGGAGAUGCAAGAGAAAGAAAGAUGUUUCAGGAACAUACUGUGGUCAUGACGCCGAUACAUCGGUUGUUGUUGUUGAUAUGACUAAGGCCAAAGACACAACUACAGCGUUUACAGGAUCAGUGGACAUUAUGAUCGAAGGAAAAGCGGUUAACACAUCAGAGUUGCCUGUUUUCUGUUUGAAAGUUAUAGUGAAAGCUACAAACGACUUCAGCAGAGAGAAUGAGCUCGGAAGAGGUGGAUUCGGACCAGUCUACAAGGGUGUUCUUGAAGAUGGACAAGAGAUAGCUGUGAAGAGAUUGUCUGGUAAGUCCGGACAAGGAGUUGAUGAAUUCAAGAACGAGAUCAUUCUCAUAGCAAAGCUUCAACAUAGGAAUCUUGUGAGAUUACUUGGUUGUUGCUUUGAGGGUGAAGAGAAAAUGCUUGUAUACGAGUACAUGCCUAACAAAAGCUUAGACUUCUUCAUCUUCGAUGAAAUGAAACAAGAGUUAGUAGACUGGAAACUUCGGUUUGCGAUCAUUGAAGGGAUUGCAAGAGGGUUGCUUUAUCUUCACAGAGAUUCAAGAUUGAGAAUCAUUCAUAGAGAUUUGAAAGUUAGCAAUGUGUUGUUAGAUGGAGAGAUGAAUCCAAAGAUCUCAGAUUUUGGUAUGGCUAGGAUCUUUGGUGGUAACCAAAAUGAAGCUAACACGGUUCGCGUUGUUGGAACUUAUGGAUACAUGUCUCCAGAAUACGCAAUGGAAGGACUAUUCUCGGUGAAGUCUGAUGUUUACAGCUUCGGUGUCUUGUUGUUAGAGAUCAUAAGUGGGAAGAGGAACACAAGUCUUCGAGCUUCUGAACAUGGAAGUCUCAUUGGUUAUGCUUGGUUUCUGUAUACACAUGGGAGAUCAGAGGAGCUUGUGGAUCCAAAGAUAAGGGCCACGUGCAAUAAGCGUGAGGCCUUGAGAUGUAUACAUGUGGCGAUGCUAUGUGUUCAAGACUCGGCUGCGGAGAGACCCAACAUGGCUGCAGUUUUGUUGAUGUUAGAGAGUGACACACCGACGCUACCUGUGCCAAGACAACCAACGUUUACUACUUCCACCAGAAGGAACUCCAUGGAUGUCAACUUUGCUCUUGAUUCAAGCCAACAAUAUAUUGUUUCCUCUAAUGAAAUCACUUCCACUGUUGUUCUUGGUCGAUAGAGUUCUUUUUUCACGUUUGUAAAGUUUGAUACAAUUAUUGUGAUAUUUUUCUGGGGUUAGUUAGGAUAAUAGAAUAUUAUUGGUUGAAUUUAUGUUGAUAAAGUGAAAUGUACGGUGUAUGGAUGGGUUUUACUAUGA
Molecule: messenger RNA, 2691 nt
Organism: Brassica oleracea var. oleracea
Lineage: Eukaryota; Viridiplantae; Streptophyta; Magnoliopsida; Brassicales; Brassicaceae
Product: G-type lectin S-receptor-like serine/threonine-protein kinase B120
Exons: 6
Coding region: 1-2553 (850 amino acids)
Biological process (GO): protein phosphorylation; recognition of pollen
Molecular function (GO): ATP binding; protein serine/threonine kinase activity
Source: RefSeq, a predicted model, not a curated record